UAAAUUUUAAUCUGCUAUUCUUCGGUCUUUUAGACAAGCUUAGCAGAGUCAUACGCGUCCCCUCGUUUCACCUACAGUUCCAUAUUUCUCACCGUGGCCUUCCCUGCCUCCGACCGAUACUUAAGUAGUUAAUAGACCAAUCUUCCUCGCCAGCCAAAAGUAUCCCCAUGAAUUCUCCAACAAACCCCCAAUUUGUUCACUUCUUCUUCAUCUUCAUCAAUUACCUCUGUUUCACAGAUGCUGAAAAUAUCUUCCUUAACUGUGGUUCCUCUAGUAAUUCAAUUGACCUCAACGGCCGUGAAUGGGCCGGUGAUUCUACCCCUGGCUCAAAGUUUAUUGCCUCUCAUCAACCAAAUGAGACAUCUAUUGUCUCAAAAGCCACUAACUUGAACCCCUCGAUUGAUCCAGUUCCAUAUUUGACUGCUCGAAUUUUUCAGUCUCCAUUCACUUACUCUUUCCCGGUUACUCCAGGCCACAAAUUCCUGCGCUUGUUUUUUAAUCCUAGCGCUUACCAUGGAUUUCAAAGUCCCGGCGACUUCUUCACUGUUACUGCUGGGCCUUUCACUCUCCUUACACACUUUAGUCCUUCUCUUACUGCUCAGUCUUUAGGGUUGAAAACUUUGGAUAAAGAAUUCUGUUUACACAUACAAGAAAACCAGGUUUUAAACAUAACGUUUUCUCCUUCUUCGGUUCCUUUGGGUGCUUUUGCUUUCGUAAAUGGGAUUGAGAUUAUCUCUAUGCCCACCCAUCUUUAUUACAUAUCAAGAGCUAGACCCAUGCCAAAUGGGUUUGCUGUUCCAAACAGUACAGCCCUUGAACUGAUGCACCGGUUAAACAUUGGUGGGGAUUCUAUUUCGCCGGCUAAUGACUCAGGCUUGUAUCGGAGAUGGUUAGACGACGAGGCCUGUUUCGUAGGUUCAGGCGACUGUGUUGUCAAUUCAACUGCUCCAAUCAAAUACUGGAAGAUUGCUCCUUAUGUUGCACCUGCAAAGGUUUAUCAAACAGCACGGUGCACAAACAAACAGAAGAGCCUUUCCUGGAAUUUGACCGUUGAUUCAGGGUUUACAUACUUUGUAAGACUUCACUUGUGUGAGCUUCACAAUCACCCCGAGGUAACAAAGCAUGGAAGGAACAAGUUUGUUGUAAGAAUUGGAAAUGGAAAGACUGAGGCUGUGGAAGAUGUGAUUACUUGGAGUGGGAGAAGGGGGGUUGCUGUUUACAGAGAUCAUGUUGUCAAGAUGCCAAAGGUAGGAAACUAUGGUAAAACUCAUCUUUUUUUAUCUUUGGGAAACAACAACAGCAACAAUAAGUUGAGAGCUUUAGACUCUGAUCCUAUCUUAAAUGGUUUGGAAGUUUUUAAGCUCAGUGACUCUCAAAGCAAUCUUGCAGCCGGAGUAAAUCCAGUUUCCAAGAUCCCAGAAGCCGACAAGUCUAGGGACAGAAAAUUGGUGUUCAUCAUCAGCGGAGCGACGCUAGCUGCUUUCACUCUCAUCUUGCUACUUGGUCUCACUAUUUUUAUUUUUAGGAGAAAGGAAAGCAACGAGAAGGACAAGUCUGUGACACUAAGAGGACUUUGCAGACGCUUCACACUCGAAGAACUCCGAGAUGCCACCAACAACUUUGACAGAGCUCUAGUGAUUGGCAAUGGUGGUUUCGGUAGAGUUUUCAAAGGCUGCAUAGACGGUGGAACUCCUGUAGCUAUAAAGGCACUGAAGCCAACAUCAACUCAAGGUUCCAAGGAGUUCGAGGCCGAAAUCAAAAUGCUAUCUGAUCUCCGGUACCGGCAUCUGGUAUCUCUAAUAGGUUGUUGUGAUGAAGGUGUGAAGAUCAUUGUUUAUGAGUACAUGCCAGGGGGAACCCUCCGGGAUCAUCUCUACAGCACAAAGGGUCCUCCAUUGUCAUGGAAACAAAGACUUGAAAUCAGCAUUGGUGUUGCCCGUGGGAUUAAAUACCUUCACGGCGAAAACACCAAGAUCAUCCACAGGGAUAUCAAGCCCAGCAACAUUCUCUUAGACGAUAAUUUGGUUGCCAAGAUUUCAGAUUUUGGUCUAUCCAGAUUUGGACCGACAAGCUUAUCACGCAGCCAUGUCACAACUGGUGUUAGGGGUACGUUCGGGUACGUAGACCCUGAGUACUUUGAAACUAGCCGCCUAUCAGUGAAGUCCGAUGUGUAUAGCUUUGGGGUAGUUCUAUUUGAGAUGCUAUGCGCUAGACCGGCAGUGGAUUUAAGGCUCGAUGAUGAACAGCCAACCCUGGCAGAGUGGGUUCGGCAUUGCAUCAAAGUUGGCAAGCUUAAACAGAUUAUGGAUCCCAAUCUUAAAGGUCAGAUUUCUCCAGGGUGCUUGAAAGCAUACGUAGGUAUUGCUUUAAAGUGCCUGAACAAUGAUAGGCAUAAACGGCCAACAAUGGCUGCAGUGUUGAAGAAACUGAAGCGUGCUUUAGAAUUACAAGAGUGCACUGAUGCAGCUUCGGAUGAUAAUGGUGAAGAUGAAGAAGAAAUCAUGAACAACAAUGACAAGCAACUAUUUUUAAAACCAAACAAAAAUGCCAAGGUGGUCCAUUCUUGUCCAACAUUUUGGAACAAAACAAUAUCUCGAAAGGAACUGUUGAGGUUUCUGAGCGACAGGGCAGGGUUGAAAUGGUCUACACCACCUUCCUUGCCUGGUCUCAAGACCCUUUGUUAUAAUGUUUCAAGUUAUGGUACCAUGUCCGGCGAGCUUUAAGGGAGGAUUAAUGGAUCCAAUCUUUUUUGACGUGGAUGAUGCUUGCAAAUUAUGGAGAUUCGUUUCAACCUUAGGGUUUAGGGUUAUGGGUGAGCAAAGUAGAGUGUGGAAUUGUAGUAAGAGUAAACCAAGACCUUGCAACAUGAAAGGAUCAAUAAUUGUGGUUCUUUUUUUAUUAUUAAGGACGGCAUACGGUUCUAUUUUUCUUUUCUAAA
This is a messenger RNA of Gossypium raimondii (Peruvian cotton), 2938 nucleotides long. RefSeq names its product receptor-like protein kinase FERONIA. Gene Ontology annotation, molecular function: ATP binding; protein kinase activity. Gene Ontology annotation, biological process: protein phosphorylation. Lineage: Eukaryota; Viridiplantae; Streptophyta; Magnoliopsida; Malvales; Malvaceae. The transcript has a single exon. Bases 168 to 2723 code for a protein of 851 amino acids. The record is from RefSeq and is a predicted model, not a curated record.